Molecule: messenger RNA, 2593 nt
Organism: Zea mays
Lineage: Eukaryota; Viridiplantae; Streptophyta; Magnoliopsida; Poales; Poaceae
Exons: 7
Coding region: 250-2430 (726 amino acids)
Biological process (GO): transmembrane transport
Molecular function (GO): calcium ion binding
Source: RefSeq, marked validated
GUCUCGUCUGCAACUGCAACUCCACCUCGGCCCUCUCAUCCUCGUCACCACCGGCCACGGCCGGCCUCCACCGCUGCCUGCCCACCGCUCGCUACACUCAUCUCCCCAAAGUGGAAGAAGAAUCGGGCUGUUGCUCACUCGUACCCUCUAAGUGAGGCGGGCCUCACCAACCUUGCUGCUAUGCCUUCCACGACGCUCGCUGCAGUCCACCACCACCGGACAGGAAGCACCACCUAGUUCCUGACCCUGAUGUCCAUGGCACCCGACCAUCCCUUCGAUGCCUUCGUCGCCGCAGCUCGUGGCGCCAUAACCCACCUUCACCUUCCCGUCAUCCACAUCCCUGGAUCCAAUUCCAGUCCUAACCCCGACUCCAAGCAGCACCACGAACCCGAGGUCGACUGCCUGCUCCACCUCCACGUCGUCGUCACCAACUUCUUCCACAAGCCCCUCAGAUCAUUCGCUAGGUGCUUCAGGCCCAAGCGACGGGCAGGCAAACACUCCCCGCCGCUCUACCAGGAGCCCAGCAAUGGCGCGACCCCGCAGCAGCAACUGGAGCUCCUGCUCUGCAUUGCGUUCGAUGCCUUCGCCCACAACCUCCACGCGCUGGAGGACGCCUGCAAGCACAAAGGCGAGGAAUUUGCUGUCGCUACCCGACAGUUGGAGCAAUUUGUGGUUUUCAGGAAGGUAAUCGAUGGGAAGAGGGCCGAUUUCGAUGGGUUCCUUUCAAAUCUGGGCUUUGCAAAGGUUGGGCCACCGCCACCGCCAGCAAGCAUCAUGGGUGGUGCUUCCCCUGUCCCAGCACCAGCACCAGUCAGCAAUCAGGAGGAUGGUGCUGUGAUUGGGAACGGCGAGAGGGUGGACAUUGCUAGUGGUACACAACAGCAGGCACAAAAAUUGCCUGCCCGGUUGCUUAACAUUCCUUUGUCGAAUGUGGAGCGUCUGCGGUCUACGCUUUCUGCAGUUUCACUGACGGAGCUCAUUGAAUUAGUUCCGCAGCUGGUGAGCAGAUCAUCGACAUCGGCAGAUGCACAUCCUGACAAGAAGAAGCUUUUCUCAGUGCAAGACUUCUUCAGAUAUGCGGAAAUUGAAGGAAAGCGAUUCUUUGAAGAGUUAGACAGAGAUGGUGAUGGCCAAGUCACUCUAGAAGAUCUCGAAAUUGCAACGAGGAAGAGGCGGUUGCCAAGGAGGUAUGCUCGAGAAUUGUUCAGGCGUACAAGAAGCAACUUCUUUUCGAAAUCAAUUGGGUGGAAGCAAUUUUUAUCCUUGAUGGAACAGAAGGAAGCAACCAUUCUCCGAGCAUAUACCACGUUGUGUUUGAGCAAGUCUGGAACACUUCACAAGAAUCAAAUUUUGACUUCCUUGAAAGGUGCUGGACUUCCAGCCAAUGAAGAUAAUGCCGCUGCCAUGCUACGGUAUCUAAAUGCUGAUUCAGAAGGAUCAAUCUCAUAUGGCCAUUUCCGCAACUUCAUGCUUCUACUUCCUUCAGAACGCCUUGAGGAUGAUCCUCGGAACAUUUGGUUUGAAGCAGCCACCGUUGUUGCUGUAUCCCCACCUAUAGAAAUAUCUACAGGAAGUGUUUUGAAGUCUGCUUUAGCUGGAGGUCUUGCAAGUGCUCUCUCUACCUCUCUGCUGCAUCCUAUUGAUUCAAUGAAGACACGUGUCCAAGCAUCUACACUCUCAUUUCCCGAGCUCAUUUCAAAGCUUCCACAAAUUGGACUUCGAGGAUUGUAUCGAGGUUCUAUCCCAGCAAUUCUCGGCCAGUUUUCAAGCCAUGGUUUGAGGACAGGAAUCUUUGAAGCAAGCAAGCUUGUAUUAAUUAAUGUCGCUCCAACACUUCCAGAGAUUCAAGUGCAAUCAAUUGCAUCCUUCUGCAGCACAGUCUUAGGGACUGCAGUCCGUAUCCCUUGUGAGGUUCUUAAGCAGCGAUUGCAGGCUGGAAUAUUCGACAAUGUAGGGGAGGCGAUUGUUGGCACCAUGCGACGAGAUGGCCCAAAGGGAUUUUUUCGUGGCACUGGGGCCACACUGUGUCGCGAGGUUCCUUUCUAUGUUGCUGGAAUGUGCCUCUAUGCAGAAGCUAAGAAGGCAGCACAGCAUGUUUUGAGGAGAGACUUGGAAGCAUGGGAAGUAGUGGCAGUUGGAGCAUUGUCUGGAGGACUUGCGGCAAUAGUGACCACUCCCUUUGACGUGAUGAAGACUAGGAUGAUGACUGCCCCUCCAGGCACACCAGUGUCUAUGCAGAUGAUAAUCUUGUCCAUCCUUGGAAACGAGGGUCCACUUGGGCUCUUUAAGGGCGCGAUCCCCCGCUUCUUCUGGAUUGCUCCUCUUGGAGCAAUGAACUUUGCAGGCUAUGAGCUUGCCAAGAAGGCAAUGAUAAAAGAUGAGAAAAAUUCCAGUGAGUCAACACGAGAGAUCUUGCCAAGAAAGCAGUGAUCAACCAUGCAACUUUUUUAUUUUAUUUUUGGGUCCAUGUUGCAGAGAAGCAACAGAACAUCUGCCUUUUUUUGAUAUUGGGAAUUACAUUCCCGUAGGGCCUUGAGAUGGCUGUAUAGUAUACAUUACAUGAGAAAAGUGCUAGAGGACAGAGGCACAUGCU